Molecule: messenger RNA, 592 nt
Organism: Peromyscus leucopus (white-footed mouse)
Lineage: Eukaryota; Metazoa; Chordata; Mammalia; Rodentia; Cricetidae
Product: phosphatidylinositol 4-kinase alpha-like
Exons: 3
Coding region: 187-480 (97 amino acids)
Source: RefSeq, a predicted model, not a curated record
UAUGUGUGUGUAUAGGUAUGUGCAGCUGUCUGCAAAAGCCAGAGGAGUUGGAUCCCCUGGAACCAGAGUUACAGCAGACUCAGGUCCUCUAAUAGAGCAGUAUGUGCUCUUAACUGCCAAGCCGUCCCUUCAACCCUUUGUGUUUUGUUUUUAAAUCUUAUUUUCUAGGUCCAGAAGCUGCUUUGCAUGUGCCCAGUAGAUUUCCAUGGAAUCUUCCAACUAGAUGAAAGGCGGCGAGAUGCAGUGAUUGCCCUGGGCAUUUUUCUCAUUGAAUCCGAUCUUCAGCACAAAGACUGUGUUGUUCCUUAUCUUCUUCGACUUCUCAGAGGUCUUCCAAAAGUAUAUUGGGUUGAAGAAAGCACAGCUCGGAAAGGCAGAGGUAACCUCCCAGUUGCGGAGAGCUUUAGCUUCUGUCUGGUCACUUUGCUGUCUGAUGUGGCUUACAGGGACCCCUCCCUGAGGGAUGAGGUAAGUGUCUGAUGACAGUGGUGCUUGGAUGUUAGUUGACCAGAACCCCAGAGCCGGGCGGCGGUGGCAACGCCUUUAAUCCCAGCACCCGGGAGGCAGAGCCAGCCUCAUCUACAGAGCGAGA